Messenger RNA from Chara braunii, 7058 nucleotides. The record is from the annotation of a GenBank genome assembly. Lineage: Eukaryota; Viridiplantae; Streptophyta; Charophyceae; Charales; Characeae.
UUGGUGCAGUUCUGCAUGCAAUUGAGAAUCCAUUGGGUUCAACAUCUGUGACAUUUGAGGCACAGAAUGCCCUUCUCAAGUUGCUGUCACAACUUCCGGAGGAGAUGCAGGAGUUCUCACAUCUGUGGUGCCCGCCACUGUACCGAAGACUUCUAAGUGAAGCGAAGAGAGAACGAGAAAGGGCAGAGGAAUGUCUGGAAAAAGCGAGACCACAACUACUUCCACCCAGCAAGACGCUGUCCUCGAUAUUGGCAGCAGAUGUGCGAUCCUCCCUGUUGAUGCAGUUGAAGUCGCUGGUGUCAAAAUCACCUUCUCAGGCUUUGGGCGGAGUAAGGGCGUGGUCCUGGAUUGUGCUCUUGCUGGGAUCCAGACUAGUGGAUAGAUCAAUGCUCAUCAACGAGAUGCUGAAGAUUCCCGAAGCGACAAUGUUAAGCAAGAAUGUCUCCGUGCGACUUGGGUCACAGGUAGCUUGGAAGGGGCUGAUUGACAGUCUUAUAUCUGCCAACCUGGUCACUAAUGGCGGUGAACCAAUGUCGCCUGCAACUCCUGUGCUUCCGCCCUGUGCAGCUCCUUCACUCGAUGGUUGUGCCAGCCCUGAAAAAUCCUUUCUCAUGAAAGGCUCGCCGUGCAAUUCCCUGCGGCCCGAUACGGCCACUCAUGCUACCCCGUCUGUCAAGCGCCUUCGCCUCCUGAUGAUCCCUCUGAUCAACUCAAUUGAUAAUGAUGUGGAUGCUGCUGUCCGAUUGGCCGCGCUUCGCAACUGGAUUUACCUAGUGGAAUGCCUAGGGAGUUGGGUGAGGACUCCCCCUGUGUUUGCUGUGGUGGCCUCCCCAAUGUAUGAGAUGAUUUUCCGGAAAGGUGCACAGCGAGGGGAUAAAGUUGUUUUCGGUAAGGUGCUGGCAUGCUUUGAGGACCUGAUUGUAGGCAGAAACCAAUGGGCAUGCUCUACCCCGCCACUCCAACCCCUCCAUGAGCCGUGUGCAAGUCCAACCAAUAGAGAGAAUCGGUCAGCAAUCGGUCUCCCACCUGCGUCACCUAAACUCAGAGCAGGAGAGGAAGCGGGAUUAGAUGUCAUGGGUACCCCUUUAUCGGGGAAAGGGGGCACUGAAGCGGGUAAGAGUGCUAUGUGGGAUCCGGCGGAAAUCUCUCGGAUUUUGGAUUUGAUCACAGUGCUGAUGAAGACAGAAGGUGACGAGCUGGAGGGAGCAGAUCAGGCGAAAGACGUCGUGCCAGUGUGGGAUUCAGUUCGCCUCUUUACGUUGCUGCUCAGGCGUGUGGAGCAAGAAGGCAAGGGGUCAGUGCGACCCACAGAAGAGCAUGUUGCUGCGGUCAAGUCUGUCUUGCACUGGACGGUGUCGUUGGUGAACGGGACACAUCCGUCCAUUACACUUACAUGGAUGAUAAUGGAGGCAAUGAUUACCGAACUGAAAUCAACAGUCCUUGCAUCGUCAUUCUACCGGCUGCCGUUGACGGAAGGAGGGCUGGGGUUGCAGAAAGAGGCCGAUGCAGGAGGUGGGAGCGGUGGUGAAAAUGUGCCCAGCAUGCCGGCUCCAGAUGGGGGAUCAAAUAAGCCUUGCGAUCUGCCCAUGGGUCUGGGAGAACCUGUAACCCCUUUGGUUUACUUAGCAGCCGUCUGGUUGCAAAGAGGAAUCAGAUUGUGCCGCAGCGAUCCCAUGGUGAGGAGUUGGAUUGCAGACAGGGUAUCGCAGCUGAUGGAAGCUGGGAGCAGCGGUCAUGAUGUUAGUGGGAAUGCGUUAGCGUGCAUGAAGCUGCUCGAGUGGGCGACGAAUCAGGUAAGUCAGUCUUGUGGAGAAGAGCUUGGCAGAAGUGAUGUCGAUUUCUUGCUGACCGUGUGGGUGGGAUUCGCACGGAAUGUAAGAGUUGCUCUGGAGAAGGCAAACGAGGUCGGUGGUGGAUCAGCUAGCAAUGGGAGAGGAGAGGGUGGCUCCCACCUUGUCCACUUGUCACUGCUAAUGCCGUUCCGGAUUUUGUCUGUUGCUUUGGAAGGUCAGACGAAACAGGGGGAUGCUCCCUUGCAAUGCAGCUUUGCAGGCAAAGCAGAGGAGAACGAAGCUCUGGAUCUCGUGCAAAACAUGUGGGAGCAACUGUUUGGUGUUGUGUACCGUGUGCUGUCUCUGAAAGGCGGGACGCAGAAUGAAUUUGCGGGUGUAUUUUUCCAGAAAUUGUUGAAGCUGCUCGGUAACGGGUUGGGGGUUGUAUGCAUGCAUGAAAGUCCUCCACUGAGUCAGAAGGGCAGCGGAUUGCAGGAGGACAAUGCCUUGGAGAACACGCAUGCUCUGAAGAGCUGCUUCAUAGAGCUUCUGGUGUCGGUUGUUGCAAAAGUUUUGGGGCAGCUGGAGUUUUCAAACGUCUCAGUGAUGACCAUGUUCAGAAAGAGGAGAAGGGGAAAAGGGAGCUUCGCGAGCACAGCGACUACUUCGCCCGCAGAUGUCGAAGAUGUGCGUAGCAUUCGCGAGUUACUGAUGGUCACUUCAAGGUGUUUGCUCUUUCCAUUCAGCCCAUUCUGCAAGGGAAAGGAGGGUGCAAGGCGACGAGAAGCCAUUGCUUUAAGGCUUUUUCCUGCGCUGGAGGCGUUCAUCAAGGAGCUAUCGACGAAGCAAGACGUGCUGAUUCUGAUUCAGGAGCUAUGCGAGCCGUUUGUUCAGUGGCUAUCUGCUGGUUCAGUUACAAGUAGUGAUGCAAGUGUGGCGAGCCCAGGUCCCGCAACAGCGACAGAGUCGUCGCCUGGGAAGGCGGCAGCUUCGUCUCUUUUGUCUUGGGAGGAGCGUUCCGUGCAGCACAGGGGAGCCUUUCUGCUUCCUGCCAAGGUGAUGAGGAGCUUGCAAAAUGCAUGGAGCUCAUUCCUGUCGCUUCUGCAGAGCUGCAGACCCUCUAUGUCUUUCGACUCUACACUUCUUGCUCUGAUGGCGCCUAUGCUUGCCCGCGCUCUUGUGCAUCCGUUUGACCCUAUUGCGAACGUGACGGUCUGCUUCUGGCAAACGACAUUUGGUGGCCUCACAGGAGGUGGUAGUAGCAGCAACGGAGGAGGGGCUUCUGGGUCAACAGGGGGUGCACUUGUUGGUAAUGGUGGGGGGGUUGGAGCAGGGUCCAGUCGGAUCAUGGCUCUCUUGAAGGGAGAGUCCCAUAAAGGGAACAUUGGGAGAGUUGGCUCAUCGUUGACUACAGGACGGGGGUCAGGGAAGCUAUCUGUGCAGGGAUGCCUUGAGUAUCCUUCUGUCCUUCGACCGGUUCUCGCCCUUCUCCGCCAGAAAACAGCAAUAAGUCUUCCGUCAUGGCGGGAGUCAGAUUCUGGCGGCAGGGGUCCUGCGUCUACUCCCAGUUCCGUAGUCGCUGGGGGUCGCCCAGGCGUUGUGCCAAGGGCUGAUUCAGCGCCGCAUGAUAGUGGCCAAUCACCACUUGUCACAAUCGGGGCAGCUCAUCCGUCUGCUGCAUAUGACGAAAAGGCAGCCGAUCGUCAAAAUGAAAAUGCGGUGGAGGAACAUAUUUUGCAGACAAAUCGAGGCGGUCAGUCGGCUCCGCAGUGCAUUAAGCAUGGCGAGAGCGGGGUGAUGGAAGAGGGUAGAACAGGACAGCCGGAAGCACAGACACGGCUUGCAGGACCUGCUGCUAGUGCUUUUGCCAGCCUGAAGACACUUGAUGCUAAUAAUGCCUUCUUUGAGGGAAGGGCGGUAAGCUCUGAAGCUCCCAAGAAGAUUUCGUUUACGGUUGUUGAAAGUGAUGCUGGGCAACGUGCCACAGCUUCGGUAGUUGCGGAAUCGACGAGUACAGUCCUUCAGGAUGGGAAGAAGGAUGAGAAUCCUAGAGGAUGUGAGAGAGGGACUGUAAGUCCUCGUAUUCCUAUCAGUCCGAUCAAUACUGGGUUAAAGCUACAGUGGAGUGCUCUGAAGGACUCCAGAGGGCAAGCAGAUCAAGGAGCUGGCCAAAAGGACAGUCCUGCAUUACUGAGGAGGAAGAAGAAGCUUAGGUUUUGGGAUGAGAGUGAAGAGGUGGAGUACGUCAAGGUUCCAUCCAAGAGCAAUGAAAAGCCUUCUGGACCAUUGACAGAGCGACAGAAGGAGGUAAGAGAUGCACAGCGAGGACGGGGGGGACUCGGGGGAUCAUUGCAUGGCACUGGGGGCGUGCGAACGUACACGUCUGUGGAUUACACCCAAAGUCUGGGCAUGGAAGACACACAAGACGGAUGCGAUUGGGAGGCUAGAAUAGGAGCCAAAGAGAAAGAGGCUAUGGAGAAAGCCAACACUGGAGGCAGAGAAUGCAACACGGAAGGUAAUGCCGGAGUUGCAGUUGGCAGGGAAUCCGGCUGCGGGAUCCAGCCUUUGCUUGUCAAAGAGCGCAAGUCAGGGCCGCAGGAGCCGUUGCCAGACAAAAGUAGCGUAGCUAAGGGCGAGGAAAAUGCAGCAGCAUCGCCUGCAGCAAUAAAAGGUUCUGCUAUGGAAACGUUAUUGCAGCAGGGAGAGCAAGAACAGCAACGGGAACUGGGAGCGGCAGCGCCGACAGCAAUAAAACGUCCUGCUGUGGAAACGUUUUCGCAGCAGCCACACCAACAGGGUGGGGAAUCUGGCGGUGGUAUCCAGCCUUUCCUGGUCAAAAACGGCGAGCCAGGGCCACAAGAGCCAUCGCCAUUGAAUGUAUCACUGCCAAACAAAAGCAGUGAAGCUAAAGGUCCUGCUGAGGAAAAGCCUCAGCAGCAGCAAGUGCAACAGCAGCAACAGCAACAUUAUCAACAGGGAGAUAAGAAUAGCCGGACCGGAUUGCUGAUCGACAGACAAGGCCCAGGGAACAAAGGGCUCUCGCUGCAUAGUGAGUCACCUGAACCAGUCGUCGUGAAAAACGCGAAAACGGAAACCGUGCACUGCCAGGCUAACAACAACUUGACAGUUGAAGGUGGGAAGCCUGAUAAUGAUAGCAGCGCAUCGGAACAGAGGAGCAACUUUGAGAGAAUGAAUGCCCCACAUAACACAGGAACUCAGGCUGUAGAAUCGGACAGAAUAGAGGAAAGCGAUCCUCGCGUUCUUGAUGCCAAGAAAGUGGAUGGAUCAUGUAAUACACACGGACGCGUUUCCGCGGAUGGCGACAGACAAUCGGCACGUGUACGAGCGGUGCGACCCGAGUCGCCGGAAUGGUCAGUUUUUUGUGACGAGCGGACAUUGUCAGGAAAGGAAACAAGGAUUGUUGAAGAGGAGAUGAAGGAGGAUGACGACGUUCAGCACGAAACUGAUACCGUACUGACGAACCAUUUCGCGGGCAGUUCCAAGCGUGUCGUUUUGGCCCAAAAGAGAAGUGGGGUCGACCUGCUCAGGGAAUCCAAGAGGUUGAGAGGCAUGUCAGGAGCCGAUCCGCAUUCUGGUGGUGGGCCUAAGAGCUACGCUGACACUGAGCAGAAUCACGACGUCUGUGACCAGAAUCAGGAUGUAAGUGACCAUACCUUGAUUGCUUUUGUGGAUCUAUGCCGUGGUUAUGGCGCCGAUGCACCGGUUCCUGUGGCAAAGCAGAAUGUAGAACAGGAUGGAAGUUCCUUGCAAGGGCCAAGCAGGCAGACCGUUACAGAGGCAGUAGACCGAUCAGGCGACGAUCUUCCCUGUCCGUCGAAUUCAGGACGCAAAGAGGGAAGACGUGAAAAAGAUGCUGCAGCACCUCACAGUACCUGUAGUGUGCCUACGCCGCAGAAACACGGGACUCGCUCGACGAGUUUGCAAGAUGGCCACUCGGCUUGCGAGUGGAAGAGUGAGGGCAGGUGUUCUGCUGUCGUGGACGGAUGUCUGACGCCAGGCACAGAUCCAGAAGAAGAAGGGCUGCAGUUGCAGGAGUCUUCUCUCAGUCCUGUGGUUGAAGCAACCGACCUGCGCCCUGCGGGGGAAACACAAAUAUCUGUGUUAGUUAACAAACAGACUGUUGGGGAUGCUGAGGCACAAUCUUGCAGCGAACAGUAUGCUUAUCAGUAUCGCCAGGGGACGGCAGUGGAAACUGGUGGUCAAAAAGACAUGCAAGGUGAUGAUAGGAUUGCGAGGAACGUCACUGGCAUUGUGGAGGCUGUGGUUCCAACAACACGGGGCGAGGUGAUGAACAGAGAAGCUCGAGCGGUAAAUCUCUCCUUGGGCAAAGCUGGACAAAAUGGAGUGGAGUCUUCCAUGGACGAAGUUGAGGUUAUCCGUGAGAAUGAUCAAGGACAGCAUCUCCCACUGGCAGUGGUGGAGAGAGAGAUGGUGGAUUGUCAGAAAGCAUCCCCCCAGACCAUUCGGUGCAUGGCGGGGCGGAAGGGAUACGUGGACGAAAAAGGAAAACGCCAUCAUCCGAACAUCGGUACUCCUCAAGGUCUACUAAGCAGCAUGUCAGUUAUGCCUCGUGGUCAGCCAGGAGGCCCAAAGGGUGGUAUAGUGGUAGGUGGUGAAGAAUCUGAAGAUGAAGGCGGCGCCCAAGUUUUGUCGAGGAAGACAGCUGGCAUCAAGACAGUGGCAAAAAGUUUUGUCGAGGACAGUAAUGGUGAUGAGGAUGAGAUCGACAGAGACUUGACCCUACUCCGCCGACUUUCCCAAGCGGGUCAGUGGGACCGAAUGGAUCUGCAUUCACUCAUCGAAGCACAAGAGUGUGCUGCACGCAUUAGCAUGGGAGUCGCAGGUGCAAUGAGGGCACAUCUCAUACGGAUUCUGUCUGAUAAAUGAGUGCCCUCAGAUUCACAAUACUGUUUUCGCACCUUUUUGGUUUUUUCCUCUUCUCAACUUAUCAGGUUGAGCUGAUCGACAUUCCAAAAAUUAGGAAAUUUUGAGUCUUGCCGGUUCUGAACUGCGUGGGGACUGACAAGACGACCGCUGGUUAAUCCCUCGACGAAGCCGCAUUUGGAGUCGGCAUGUUGUGACGACAAUGCACAUGAAGGCUGUCUACUCCUUUCCACCGAAGAAGUGCUGGAUGUUUUGUUUCUAUUUCUAUUUGUUGUAAAUUAUCAGGAGCUUCUGCCUCGGGACACAGGACGACUGUGAAAGAGAAGAAGGUAGAAGAGACAAGAGCUAGUAUCUGUUAGCAAACACAGCAGCAUUUGCAGC